Molecule: messenger RNA, 614 nt
Organism: Ctenocephalides felis (cat flea)
Lineage: Eukaryota; Metazoa; Arthropoda; Insecta; Siphonaptera; Pulicidae
Product: general odorant-binding protein 28a-like
Exons: 6
Coding region: 3-614 (203 amino acids)
Biological process (GO): sensory perception of smell
Molecular function (GO): odorant binding
Source: RefSeq, a predicted model, not a curated record
AAAUGAUCAAAUCAGUAGUGAUUGGUUUUGCUUUUGCAUUGGUGGUUGUAUCAGUUCAUGCAGGCAAGCCUGAAUUAUCAGAAGAAGCCAAGGAAGAACUGGUGAAGAUCACAAAAAAAUGUAUAGAAGAAUCUGGAGUUGAUCCAAAAGAACUAGAAAAUAUGAACAAAGAAACUCCUUCAGAUCCUAAAGCCAGGUGCUUUGUAGGUUGCUUCUAUAAAGAAUAUGGAUAUGCAGGAUUGCAAAAGGCAGAAGUCAAGAAUUUUCUUAUGGACUUAGGAAAGACUUGCUCUGCAGAAACAGGUGCUACAGAAGCUGAUAUUGAAGGUUUGCUGAAAAAAGAAGUGCCCACAACUCCAACUGGAAAAUGUCUAAUAAAUUGCAUUUAUAAGAAAAUUGGUUUGAUGAAAGAUGGUAAAUAUUCAUCAGAAGGUGCAAUUCGUACAGGAGGACUUCUCCAUGAUGAUGACAGUGAAGAAAUGGAAAAAAUUAAAAAAAUGGCUGAUGCCUGUGAAAAAGAAGCCAAACACACUGACGAAUGCGAACAUGCGGCCGAAGCCUUAGGAUGCGCCUUGAGAAUGGCCAAGGAAUUGAAUUUCCCAAUUCCAAUUUAG